CAACGCUAGAAAAUUCUUCUCUCCUUUACUCCUUUUCUCUUCUUUUACAUUACACGGUUACACCCACCACCAUCCUCUCAAACACAAACGUACACUCUUAUAUAAACAAACCUUCCUUCUCCACCAACAAACCCAACUCAACAAAAACUCCCAUCUUCCCUCAUGGCUCCAUCAAGCUUAACCAAAACCGCCAUAUCCACAAUCCCCACCUUCCUCGACACUACUCCUUCACUCAAUAAUCUCUCAAUCACUUUAAAAGCUUCAGAGUUUCUCGCCAAUGGCUCAUUUCUCACCCAUGUUCCUCCCAAUAUCAUCUCAACUCCUUCCCCAUUCAAAACCAACAACUCCCUCCUUGGCUGCUUCAUUGGGUUCGACGCUACCGAGCCCAAAAGCUCCCACUUGGUUCCUAUCGGCAACCUCAAAGGCAUAAGAUUUUCAAGCCUCUUCCGGUUCAAAGUCUGGUGGACCACCCACUGGGUCGGCACGUGCGGCCGUGACAUCCAACAUGAGACACAGAUGAUGAUACUCGACACAAAUCAUCACGGCCGUCCAUAUGUUCUCCUCCUACCCAUCUUAGAAGGAGCUUUUAGAUGUUCUUUGCGUUCUGGUGAUGAAAACGAUGACAGCGUGGCUAUGUGGGUUGAAAGUGGGUCCACGACUGUCCACGCGUCCAGUUUCAGAAGCUGCUUGUACAUGCAAGUCGGAGAUGAUCCGUACAGUUUGCUCAAAGAAGCUAUGAAAGUAGUCAAACUUCAUUUAGGGACUUUUAAGCUUCUACAUGAGAAGACCCCACCUCCUAUUGUGGACAAAUUUGGGUGGUGUACGUGGGAUGCAUUCUAUCUUAAGGUGAACCCUCAGGGGAUUAAGAUAGGUGUCAAGUGUUUAGUGGAUGGUGGUUGUCCGCCAGGGAUGAUUUUGAUCGAUGAUGGGUGGCAAUCUAUUGCUCAUGAUGCUGAUUCAUUCACAGAUCAUCAUCAGGAAGCUAUGGAUCUAACGGCUGCAGGGGAACAGAUGCCUUGUAGGCUAAUCAAAUUUGAAGAGAAUUACAAGUUUAGAGACUAUGGAAGUGAUGGGAAGGGAGUUGGUGUAGGAUUGGGUGCCUUUGUGAGAGACUUGAAGGAAGAGUUUAGGACAAUUGAGAAUGUGUAUGUGUGGCAUGCGCUUUGUGGGUAUUGGGGUGGGAUUAGACCCAAUGUGCCUAGAAUGCCUCUGUCAAGGGUCGUUAUUCCUAAGCUGUCACAGGGGUUAGAGAAGACAAUGGAGGAUUUGGCUGUGGACAAGAUUGUCAAUAAUGGGAUUGGAUUGGUUCCGCCUGAGCUAGCCCAUGAAAUGUAUGAUGGACUCCAUUCCCACCUCCAGUCAGCGGGCAUCGACGGCGUUAAGGUUGAUGUUAUUCAUUUGCUUGAAAUGAUAUCCGAGGAAUUUGGAGGUCGAAUCGAGCUGGCCAAAGCUUAUUACAAAGCACUCACUGCAUCUAUAAAGAAACAUUUACAAGGAAAUGGUGCUAUUGCUAGCAUGGAGCACUGCAAUGACUUCAUGUACCUUGGAACAGAGGCCAUAGCUCUUGGACGUGUUGGAGAUGAUUUCUGGACAGUGGAUCCUUCUGGAGAUCCAUAUUGGCUACAAGGGUGUCACAUGGUGCACUGUGCCUACAAUAGCUUGUGGAUGGGCAAUAUAAUUCACCCAGAUUGGGACAUGUUUCAAUCAACACACCCUUGCGCUGAAUUCCACGCAGCUUCGCGAGCUAUCUCCGGUGGACCAAUAUAUGUAAGUGACUCGGUCGGUAAGCAUAACUUUAAUUUACUCAAAAGGUUAGUUUUGCCUGAUGGUUCAAUACUGCGAUGUCAACACUAUGCCCUACCUACAAGAGACUGUCUGUUUGAAGACCCUCUUCAUGAUGGCAAAACCAUGCUCAAAAUUUGGAACCUCAAUAAAUUCACUGGCACAUUGGGUCUGUUUAAUUGUCAAGGAGGAGGGUGGUGUCCCAAGACUAGGAAAAACAGAAGGACAUCCGAGUACGCACGUACACUAACCUGCGUCGCUGGGCCAAAAGAUAUCGAGUGGAACAAUGGGAAAAAUCCCAUUUCUCUAAAGGGGGUGAACUUGUUUGCCAUAUACAUGAUUCGAGACAAGAAACUAAAGCUAUUGAAGACAUCAGAAAAUUUAGAAUUUACCAUCGCGCCAUUAGAAUAUGAACUGCUUGUAGUUUCCCCUGCCACAGUUUUAUCAAAACCAAACAUGGAAUUUGCUCCAAUUGGAUUGGUGAACAUGCUGAAUUGUGGGGGUGCAAUAGAAUCACUAGAAAUUGAUGAAAAUGAAGGUUUGGUAAAAGUCGGAGUCAGGGGUUGCGGAGAGAUGAGAGUGUUUGCUUCGAAUGAGCCCAUAAACUGCAAGAUGGAGGGAGAAGAUGUAGAGUUUGAAUAUGAUGAUGAUGAUAAAAUGGUGAAGCUCCAAAUCCCAUGGCCAAGCUCUUCAAAAUUGUCCAUAAUUGAGUAUCAAUUUUGAGGUUAAAAAAAACUCUGUUCUACAAACUUCCUAUGUAAAGGAGGAUGAUAAAUAUGUAAUGUCUAAACUUCCUAUGUCCGGAUGACUCUCAGCUUUUGUUUGUAAGCAAAAUGUUAUAAAUCAAGGAUGUUUUUUAAAAAUCAAUGCAAGUUAGAUAGCAUAAACGAUAGUUUUUUCA
Molecule: messenger RNA, 2683 nt
Organism: Cucumis sativus (cucumber)
Lineage: Eukaryota; Viridiplantae; Streptophyta; Magnoliopsida; Cucurbitales; Cucurbitaceae
Product: galactinol--sucrose galactosyltransferase
Molecular function (GO): galactinol-sucrose galactosyltransferase activity
Source: RefSeq, a predicted model, not a curated record